AUGCAUUUCCUCUCGUUUUGUUUGUCGGCGGCCUCCCUACUGUCUUCCGUGGGAGCUGCGUCGACCUUUUCCCCUGCAAGGCCACCCGCCCUGCCCUUGGCUGUCAAGUCGCCGUACUUGAGCACAUGGCUGUCUGCGGGCACGGACGGCGGUAAUGGAGGAUACCUGGCCGGCCAAUGGCCUACGUUCUGGUUCGGCCAAGUAAAUGGCUGGGCGGGUCAGAUCCGGGUCGAUAAUUCGACCUACACAUGGAUGGGGGCUAUCCCUAACACUCCCACGGUGAACCAGACUGCCUUCGAGUACACCUCAACUUCGAGUGUGUUCACGAUGCGUGUGGGAGAUCUGGUGGAGAUGAAAGUGAAAUUCCUCUCCCCCAUCACACCAGAUGAUCUCCGGAGACAGUCGCUUGUGUUCUCCUAUCUGGACGUAGAUGUCGAAUCGAUCGACGGCAAAGCGCAUGACAUACAGGUGUACGCAGACAUUUCAGCAGAGUGGGUGUCCGGGGACCGAAACGCCAUUGCGCAGUGGGACUAUGGUGUCACCGAUGAUGGCAUCGCCUAUCACAAGGUUUACCGCCAAACGCAGCUGCUUUUCUCUGAGAACACCGAGCAAGCAGAAUGGGGCGAGUGGUACUGGGCAACAGACGACGGAGAUGGUCUGACCUACCAGUCCGGACCGGAUGUUGAUGUGCGAGGGGCAUUCGCAACGAACGGACAGUUGGCCAACUCUGAUGAUAAAAACUACCGUGCAAUUUCGACCAAUUGGCCCGUAUUUGGCUUUUCGCGUGACCUUGGCUCGGUGAAGACGUCUGCAGGCACGUUAUUUUCCAUUGGGCUUGCGCAGGACAGUGCCAUCCAGUACAGUGGUAAACCUGAAGGAACCACCGUGAUGCCUUCACUCUGGAAGAGCUACUUCAGCACUGCGACUGCUGCGUUGGACUUCUUCCAUCAUGAUUAUGCUGCGGCGGCUGCACUAUCGAAGGAUCUCGAUGACCGAGUAUCCAAGGAUUCCAUUGCUGCCGCUGGCCAGGACUACCUGACGAUCACCUCACUUACGGUCCGUCAGGUCUUUGCUGCAGUGCAAUUGUGUGGGACGCCCGAGGACCCCUAUAUCUUCAUGAAGGAGAUCUCCUCCAAUGGCAACAUGAACACGGUGGACGUCAUCUUUCCCGCUCACCCGAUCUUUUUGUACACAAAUCCCGAGCUUCUCAAACUGCUUCUGAAGCCGAUCUAUGAGAUUCAAGAAAACGGGAAGUAUCCCCACACAUACGCUAUGCACGAUAUUGGAACCCACUACCCGAAUGCCACCGGCCACCCCAACGGCAACGAUGAGAAAAUGCCACUCGAGGAGUGUGGAAAUAUGGUUAUCAUGGCCCUUGCCUACGCCCAGAAGGCUAAGGACAACGACUAUCUCUCACAGCACUAUCCCAUCCUGAAAAAGUGGACGACAUACCUCGUGGAGGAUGCUAUUUACCCCGCGGACCAGAUCUCUACGGAUGACUUUGCUGGCUCUUUAGCGAACCAGACCAACCUAGCAUUGAAGGGAAUUAUUGGAAUCCAGGCAAUGGCCGUGAUCAGCAAUACGACUGGACACCCAGAUGAUGCAUCUAACCACUCCAGCAUUGCCACGGACUACAUCACGAGGUGGCAGACAUUAGGCGUGGCUCACAAUGCCAAUCCUCCGCACACAACGCUGUCGUACGGAGCUAACGAGACUCAUGGGCUUCUGUACAAUCUGUACGCUGAUCGUGAACUGGGCUUGAGCUUGGUUCCUCAGUCAGUCUAUGACAUGCAAAACACCUUCUAUCCGACUGUGAAGGAGAAGUACGGAGUACCGCUUGAUACUCGGCAUGUAUACACGAAGGCGGAUUGGGAGUUGUUCACAGCCGCGGUUGCGCCGGAGAGCGUCCGAGACAUGUUCCAUAAGGCGCUUGCAGCCUGGAUCAACGAGACCCCGACCAACCGUGCCUUUACGGAUCUUUAUGAUACCCAAACUGGAAAUUAUCCGGCGGGUAUUACGUUCAUUGCGCGACCCGUCAUGGGUGGCGCCUUUGCAUUGUUACUUCUCAACUAG
Messenger RNA from Aspergillus bombycis, 2073 nucleotides. RefSeq names its product glutaminase GtaA (gene gta1). The coding region runs from base 1 to 2073 and encodes 690 amino acids. NCBI's taxonomy places the organism in Eukaryota, Fungi, Ascomycota, Eurotiomycetes, Eurotiales, Aspergillaceae. Gene Ontology annotation, biological process: carbohydrate metabolic process. The record is from RefSeq and is a predicted model, not a curated record. The transcript is spliced from 8 exons.